AUGAGUGCAACUGAAACGACCCUCGCAGUGGAAUACGAGCUGUCGUCACGACGGCAUUCUCCAAAUUACAAUGGAACAACUCAGCAGGAUCAGGAGGUUGAAAGAGGGCUCUCGCAAUUCGAAUUGUCGCAGCCUUAUUCCCGAGUUCAAGAUGAAACGAAUGAGCCUGUCACGCAAGAGUUGAAACCCGUUGACCGCGGUCGAGAUGCCUGGUGCACUCUUCUCGGGGCCUUUGCUUUCGACGCCUUGUUUUGGGGUUUUCCCGGCUGUUUUGGUGUCUUUCAGCGAUACUAUUCCACCGUGCCCGAGUUCAAAGACGAUGCUGUCCGGAUCCCCGUCGUUGGGGUCUUAGCAACCGGAUUCUACUACUUUGGAUCUCCAUUUUCCGCAAUGUUAGCAAGGAAGUUUCCCAAGUAUCAGCGUCAUCAAAUUUACCUCGGAUGGGUUCUCAGCAUCACAGGUCUCUUGACCGCCUCCUUCACAUCGUCCGUCAGCGGCCUCAUCGCCACGCAAGGGGCUCUCUACGGCAUCGGCUUCGUGCUCAUCUCCAUGCCCAUCGUCAGCAUGGUGAACGAGUGGUGGGUGGCGCGAAAGGGCAUGGCGUUUGGUCUGAUAUCUGCAUCGUCGGGCGCAACGGGAGCUGUUUUGCCUUUUAUUCUUGAUGCUCUCCUCAGACGAUAUGGAUAUAAAGUCACGCUGCGGGCUUGCGCGGUGGCCAUGACCGUGUUGACUGCGCCGUUACUGCCGCUUUUCAAAGCUAGGUUGCCAGCCUCGGAUCAGGCUAACCUGGCGAGGAUUAACUGGGACUUUUUGAAGCAGCCUCUCUUUUGGAUAUACGGCUCAGCGGUCUUGGUUCAAGGAGUUGGCUUCUUCUUCCCCGUCGUCUUCUUGCCCUCUUACGCCUCCAUCUUUGACAUUUCCUCCACCAAUGGCGCCUUGCUGGUAUCUCUUAUGUCCAUUGCACAGGUCCUCGGGCAAUUUGCAUUUGGUUACCUCUCAGACAAGAAUCUUCACGUGGGCUUGUUAAUGACGAUAUGCUGCGCAUUUGCUGCAACCGCAUCCUUCACAUUCUGGGGCCUGGCAAAGUCGCUCCCUCUUCUCGCUGUCUUCAGCUUCAUUUACGGCUUCUUUGCUUUCGGAUUCGGCACUAUGCGCGUGGCAAUGGGUCGGGCCGUCAGCGAUGAUCCAUCGACCGUGUUUGCUACCUAUGCGAUAUUCGUCUUUUUAAUGGGCGUGGGGAAUAUCUUGGUUGGGCCGCUGAGUGCGGCGUUGAUGGCGCCGAGAGAGACUGUGCAAGAGCAUUUUGCGGGCAACAAGUAUGAGCCCAUGGUCAUUUUAACGGGAGCGACGUCUUUGUUUGCUGCUGUUAUUGUUUUGGUCUGGCAUGGCUAUAAGAGUCUGCCAAAGAGCGAAUGA
Messenger RNA from Trichoderma gamsii, 1416 nucleotides. RefSeq lists its product as hypothetical. Gene Ontology annotation, molecular function: transmembrane transporter activity. The transcript has 2 exons. Bases 1 to 1416 code for a protein of 471 amino acids. Gene Ontology annotation, cellular component: fungal-type vacuole membrane. Gene Ontology annotation, biological process: transmembrane transport. The record is from RefSeq and is a predicted model, not a curated record. Lineage: Eukaryota; Fungi; Ascomycota; Sordariomycetes; Hypocreales; Hypocreaceae.